GACGCGCUCGCUGGAAGCGGGCCAGAGGAACGGAAAAUGGCGGACCUCGAAGACGUUACCCUGGACGGGAAGCCGCUCCAGUCCCUUCGUGUAGCCGAUUUAAAAGCUGCCCUCCAGGAGAGAAGACUGUCGAAAAGUGGACACAAAAAUGCUCUCGUCAAAAGACUCAAAGGGGCUCUCAUGCUGGAGAAUCUGCAGAAGACCUCCACCUCUCAUGUUGGGCUGCAACCAAACUCGCAGAUUGGUGAGAUGAGCCAGAACAACUUUAUCAAGCAGUAUUUAGCCAAACAGCAGGAGCUUUUGAGGCAGCGGCCAGAGAGAGAGGCUCGUGAAGCAUCUGAAACGAACGAGCAAGAGGACCACACAGAAGUAAAUAACAGCACCCCCAGCCCUGCUCAUGUCCAGGAUGUGACCCCUGCCUCAGCUGACCACCGCAAGUCACCAGGCCCCUCUGACGGAGAGGGCCUGUUUGCCGUGGAAAAUGAGGGAGACGCGAACAGCAACCAGGAAGCUCACAUGUCUGCUUCUCCUGCUUCUGGCUCGGUUCCAAUGCACAUUCCUGGCGGCGGGGAUCACCACCCGGACAAGAGUGCCACGGCCGGUGACUUCCUUGCCGACAGUGAUGAUGAUGACAGUGAGGAUGGCGAGGACGAUGGUGACGAUGAAGACUGGGACAGGAACAUUCGGAGGAGAACCCCGAGACAGCCGGCCAGAGGCCCCUCAACCCGGGAGAGGUGUGGAGCAUCUUGUCAACCCCAGCAGCAGCACAUCCCUUCCCUUUUGUCUCCACAACUCCGCCAGCCAACUCCUCCUCCCUCCCCGCCUCCCGAGUUUUCAUUCCCCUUGCCCGACACCCCCAAGCAGAGCCCCCCAAGUCCAGAUGUAGCCCCAGCUAGGCGCUCACCCAGUAGCUCCAGCUCCGGUUCCUCCAGCAGCGAUAGCCGCAGUAGCAGUCCGGAGCCGCAGAGAAGUGGACACGUGGAGCGCAAACCCGGCCCAUUAACUCUCCUGGCACGUAAAAUGGAAUCCGAGGGAGCUUUCUCCGGAGCGGGUUGGCACGGCGGCAAUGCGGAAGGUGGUAGGAAAGACAGCGUUUCACCAACGGCCGCAGAGCAUGGUGAAGGUCUCAUAUCUGCCGUCGCUCACACGGCCUCCACUACAGGCCAUGAGCCGUUUUCCAAGACACCAGGCACCAUCAACCCGGGCGCCGGCGGAGCUCAGUCAGCCCAUAGCCACGUUCCUGUGAGUGUGCUCAAGGCUUCCGAAAUGGAAGAGAGUGAACGUGAACUAGAGGCAGAAAGAGAGAGGCUAAGAACCCUUGAGCAAGAGCAAGCGAUGGAGGAAGAGAGAAAAAGAGCUCGUGAAAGAGAGGAGCGAGAAAAAGCCUUGCAGCUGGAGAAGGAACUUGCUUUAGAAAGAGAGAGGCAGGAGAGGGAAGAAGCUUUGGCCAAAGAGCAGGAAGAGCGAGAGCAAGCAUUGGCAAGAGAGAGAGCUCUAGAGCUGGAAAGGCAAAGGGCCUUGGAGCAGGAACUUCUCCAGCGCCAGCGGGAGGAGAGGGAGAAGGAGUUAGAAAGACUCCAGGCUUUGGAACGGGAGCGAGAGGAACGAGAAAAGGCUUUGGAGGAAGAAAGAAAAGAAAAGGAACAAAUUGAAAGAGAGAAGAUGUUGGAGCAAGAACGGUUGGAAAGGGAGAAAGUGGAGCAAGAGCGACUAGAGAGGGAGAAAGCUCUAGAGCUUGAGCGGCUAGAGAGGGAGAGAGCUCUAGAGCAAGAGCGGCUAGAGAGGGAGAGAGCCCUAGAGCAAGAGCGGCUAGAGAGGGAGAGAGCCCUAGAACAAGAGCGACUAGAAAGGGAGAGAGCUCUAGAGCAAGAGCGACUAGAGAGGGAGAGAGCUCUAGAGCAAGAGCGGCUAGAGAGGGAGAGAGCCCUAGAACAAGAGCGGCUAGAGAGGGAGAAAGCCCUAGAGCUUGUGCGGCUAGAAAAAGAGAGAGCCCUAGAGCAAGAGCGACAAGAAAAAGAGAAAGCCCUAGAGCAAGAGCGGCUAGAAAAAGAAAGAGCCCUAGAGCAAGAGCGACUAGAAAAAGAAAGAGCCCUAGAGCAAGAGCGACUAGAAAAAGAAAGAGCCCUAGAGCAAGAGCGACUAGAAAAAGAAAGAGUCCUAGAGCAAGAGCGACUAGAGCGGGAGAAAGCCUUAGAGCUUGAGAGACUAGAAAAAGAGAGAGCCUUAGAGCAAGAGCGGCUAGAGAGGGAGAAAGCUGUAGAGCAAGAACGUCUAGAGCAAGAAAGACAAGAGCAGAUGAAGGGCUCAGAGCGAGAGAGAAUUAAGAAGUUAGAAAGUGAUAGAGCAGAAGAGCAAAGGAGGUUAGAGCUCGACAUGGAGGAAAAGAAAAAGUCGACUCUUGACAACGUGAGGACAGAGGAGGCUGUAACGACAGGAAGGAUUUGUGAACAGGAGAGCUUAGAGAAGGAAAUAGCCAAAGAGCUAGACACUGAACUCCCUCCAUUUAAAUGUGGCGGCGAGCUUGGUGUCAGCCCUCCCACUCCUCCCCUUUCCACAGGACCAGAUAGCAAAAGACAGGCAGGGGACCAGGAAGAUGCCAAUGCUCCAAAGCCACAGAGCGAAUCCCAAGCAGCAGAGUCAAGGUCUCCCUUGUCACCAACGUCACUGUCAUCUCCACAGUCAUCACUCAAGAAGUUCCGGUUCUUAAGGGACCGUCCAAUUCAACCCCCCACCCCUUCCAUGGUUAUCAAGCGGCCGCGUACCUUCUCUGACACCCCCCCUGUCUCCUUCAGCUUUGGAGAACAGAAGGAAGGACAUCGAAUGCCUGCUGCACAGGAAGACCACGUGCAUCAGGACGGUGGUGCCAAACCACUGGGUCCUGUGGGCAGCCAGUCCGAGGACGACCCUGCUUUGAACAAAAACAGCUCCAAAGAGAGCUUUACAAGUCAGGUAUCGGAGGACAUUCAUAAAGAUGAUUCCAUGAUCCAGGAAGAGCCUGCCAGGGAAGCCACCGAGACAACAAAAGAUGCGGGUCCUUCAAGCCCAGUGGAUGCUACACAAUGGCAGGGAAGAGAUGGAAAGAGAGAAGAGAAAACAACAAGAAAACGUUCAUCCUCUAAUGACUCGUCGUCUUCUGAAUCUGAUUCUGGGUCGUCGUCAUCCCGGUCUUCUUCCUCAUCCUCCUCUUCUCCUGAUAAAACAUCCAUUUCAAGGAGUAGAAGGGAAGGAAAACCUCAAAGAAAUGCCUCACCACAGCGUAGCAUGUCUGCUGUGGCCCAAGAUGAUCUUAUAAACCAAAUACCAAAGGCCUCCCCUUACAAAAGAGAGCGAUCCGGAGAGAAGACUAGCCCAGCUGAUGAUGGAGCAAGCCAGGCUAAGAAACCAUUCCUUGAAUCAACAACCAGAGCAGAGAGGAAGAGGAACAACAGUGAAGGAUUGGAGGAAAAAGAUGAACUAAGGAAGGGCAUUGAGCCUGCAAUGGCAGAUUCAGAGAAGGUUCCGGAGACCAGCGAGGAGACACCCAAGGCCUUCUCUGCUCGGAAGAUAUCUCUUGGCAGCAGUAAGUCAUCUCCAGGCAGAGGCAGUACCGACACCGAUCAGGAGUCUGGGACAGCUGGUGGUCGCAAGAGGAGGUGGGGUUCCAGCACCGUGGUCACGGUCAAGAAACCUUCCAUUAGCAUCACCACAGAUUCACUGAAGUCACUGAUCCCAGACAUUAAGCCAUGUGCAGGCCAAGAUGCGAUUGUGGACCUGUACCCUGAGGAAGCUGUCCUGUCCGGUGCUGAGGAAGAAGACACAGAGCGCUCGGAGCAGGACCUUCAGAUCAGACGCACUGUCACACAAGUGGUGGUGUCAGACAGCCAAGAGAACGGACAAAAGGAGGAGAAGAAGAGCAGGAGGGAGGAGGUGGAGGUGAAUGACGUACAGGGCGACGCAGCUCACGAAGACAAAACCUCUGUUCCCGAAGACAUGGAGACUCAAUCACCGUCCCAACCCAGCCAAGAUGUAGAACUCAGCACUGUGACCACAGGUGAAACCAUCAUUCGGCGCUCCAUCAGCCAGCAGAAAACAGGCGUUUCCAUCACCAUUGACGACCCUGUACGCACCAACCGACAACCCUCUCCACCACGUGGCAAAGUUUCCAGUAUUGUUCAUGUUAGCAACCUGGUGAGGCCAUUCACUCUCGGGCAGCUGAAGGAAUUGCUGGGCAGGACCGGCACCCUGGUGGAGGACGGCUUCUGGAUUGACAAAAUCAAGUCCCACUGCUACGUCACUUACUCAAGCUCAGAGGAGGCGGUUGCCACGCGGGAAGCUCUUCACGGAGUCAAGUGGCCUCAGAGCAACCCAAAAGUUCUUAGCGUGGACUUCUGCCAGCAGGAGGAGCUGGACUUCCACAAAAGCUUGGGUACGGCAGACAAACCUGCCACAGAGGAGCGCUGGCUUGGUUCCACCCGCUGUCUCGCAACCGGCCUGCCGUCGCUCCUUCCCGAGCGAGACCAGUGGGCGGAGCGCGAGCGGGAAAUGGAGCGGCGGGAGAAGGCCCGGUCAGAGCGGGAGUGGGAUCGCGACAAGGUCAGAGAGUUUGGGAAACCCGGUGAGGACAAGGAGGCGGGCAGCCGGAGGUCGCGCUCAAGAGAGAGACGACGCAAGGAGAGGGCGAAGAGCAAGGAGAAGAAGAGUGAAAAGAAAGAGAAAGCCGCUGAAGAACCGCCCGCAAAGCUUCUGGAUGACCUGUUUCGCAAAACGAAAGCAGCUCCUUGCAUAUACUGGCUGCCGCUGACAGAGGAACAGGCCGUGGAGAGGGAAGCCGCCAGAGCAGAACGCAUGAAGGAGCGCGAGAAGCGGCUGAAGCAGCAGCAGGAGGAGAAGGAGAAAAAAAGGGAGGAAGAGCGCAAGGAGAGGAUGAAAGGUGGCGGCGUGGCGACGGGAGACCGGAGCGAGGGGGAGAAGGACAAAGACAAGGACAGGGAGCGGGACAGAGCCCAUUGCUCGCUGAGCGGGACAUUUUUGUGCCCUGAUGCAAGUCCAUGUGUGUCUGGCCUCCAAGGACUGGUGAAUCCCCCUCCUUACCAUCUCGCUGCCACAUCUUUGACACAUGGAGAGGAUUCAAGUAGGAGCCGCUUUCUGUUUUCUUGACUGGAAAAACAAAUCAUUAAUUGAUUUUUUUUCAUGACAAUGAGGAAGUACACUUUAUCCCAAUGGGACAAUAGUAAAUCGUACAAUCAUUCAACACAUAAGUAGUGUACUUGAUGAAUGGAAUAACGUUAGUAGUAUUAAGGAUAUAGCAUUUAAAUUGCCAAAUCUUACCAGUAAUGAGUAAAACACAGUUUACACAUUACGAAGAUAUGCUAAGCUAUUUGUAGCGCCAGUUGAAAAUGAUAUAAGCUUCACUGCUGCUUUGAUAACUGCGACAAUUACGAAUCGUAACUUGCACAUUUAUGUUCUUUAUCUGCGUGAAUCGCACAUACUUUGCCGUGUCUUUACUGAUCAUGUACCACCAAUUUGCGUCAGUUCGCUCAGUGUUCGGCAUUCUUUCAAAUCACACUUCCGGUUGUACAGGAAAGGGCAAAAUAAACAAACUGACAAAUAAAACAAAAUGCAAGAUGUCAUCGUCCUUUACAAUAUGACUAAAUCUAGAGGGUCCUGUUGUGACUUUGAAGGUUACAUAAGUAAAUCUGACAGUUAAUGUUGUCACUUUGAUGAUUAUUUUCUUUAUCCACGAGGAUCUGACUCAUUUUCCCGUCUUUCGUCAAUUACCUCAAUUCUUUCAAAAUACACUUCUGGCUUCACAGGAAGCGCCAAAAUAAACUAUGUAAAAUAAUGUUGAUAGUAGAAAGGCAUAAUGUAGUCGUCCUACACACUAUUGAAAUAAAGUGUGUUUUUGUAACUUUGUUAUUUACAUACAUAACUUUGGCAAUUAUUGUUUUACUCUCCGUGCAUCUCACACAUUUCACCGUGUCUUGACCACCAUCAAUUAUCGUCAUCUAGUUGAGUGUUUCUUCUUCCGACAGACUUCCGAUUUCACAGGAAGCGCCAAAAUAAACUGCCUAAAAAUAAUACUUGAAACCUAAACAAAAUGCAUGAUAUCGUCGUCCUUUACAUUAUUGCUGAAGCUAAAGGGUGCUUUAGUAUAUUUGAGUGUUCCAUAAGUAACUUUGACGUUUAUUUUCUUUAUUUCAGUGAAACUCACACAUUUUCCCAAGUCGUUACCUUUAUAGCAUCAAUUUUCGUCAUCUAGCUCAGUGUUCCUUUUUCCGACAUAGACUUCCGGUUUGACAGGAAGAGACUAAAUAAACUGCCUAAAAUAAUGCUUUGUCAACAAAACAAAAAGCACGACGAAGUCCUCCUUUACACUAUGACAUAAAUCCAAAGAAUAAGCAUCUCAGCUUUGUGGUAUAGGUGGCAAAAGUACCCAGCUCGUAGCUACCUACUGUUUGAAGUUGUGUGUUUCUUCUUCUUCAAGUAGUCCGCCAUUUUUGGUUUGCAGGCGCAAAUAUGACUAAGCCUGGAAAAAAAGGGUGUCCAAAGUGUGGCCCCAGGGGGUCAUUUGCUGCCUCUUUUUUAUUUUAUUAAAAAUACAAUUAAACACAAAAACGGAGGGAGGACAAAAAGAAAUAAGUCGUAAUACUGAUAAUGAUACACCCCUUCAACCAAAACAUGGCUACCAGCAGACUGUUUGAUGCUUUCAUGCUAGCAGCAGACCACCUGCAUCUGGUGCGGGUCACGCGCUGAGGCCAGUGGAGUAAGAAGUACUCCUGCUAAGAAGAACGCCGUGAAAGCAGAAUGUUUUGGUCCCGUAAGCACUUCCCCUCCCAGCCAUUCCUGUCCACUACUCAGCACCGCCACAGCCUCGCUUUCAUCUCCUCCAUUUUCCUGCACGUCCUCAAUGCAAACACGAGACGAGACACCAUCAAAGAGAGUCGAGAGCGAACCCUUCCCUCCCGCCCCCGUUUGUCUCCUGUUUUUUUGCAAUGACAUCUUAUGGAAACCAGAUGUGGGCCGCUGGCGUGAAGGGAGAGCGUUGCUGCACCAGGUAGUGGAUUCUGACUUAUUAGUGGCCAUUGUUGACAUGAGGAGGUCAGGAUGAGGGUGCUUGAAUCAGCAGCUCCUAUAGGAGGAGGUGCUUUCCUGUUGGCCUCCAUCACGGGAAACCACAACCGCAUCACACAGGAAAAAGUCAAACGGUGAUUGUUCAACUUCCUUGCACCUGCGAUUCUUGCACCCACGCAAUCACACCUCCCCCCCAGGGGGACUGCGCCCACCGCACCGCACCCAACAAAGCAUGAAAAGUCUUAUCUGGACGUCUGGGACGCACACAAUGUCGUCACAAAAGCAAUCUGAUGUCGGUUAAAUGCACUACACUUAACGAUCGACAACCCAUGACUGUGCAACACUUUUGUACAACAUGUUUGUUCCCCACGCGUUUGUCUUACUUCUCCUUCAUUCACGUCCCCACUUAUUUCUACUCAUUUAUUUUCUAUUCAUUUUUCAUUUAUUUCUAUUUUAUGGCUCUUAAUAAAAUUUAUUAAUCUUAUUUUUUACAUUUUGUUUUCAAGGUUAGCAGAUUGGCCUAGCUUUGUGGAAAAAAUGGUCUUGUUCAAUUAAUUAAUCCCCACUUAUUUGUUUUCUAUUUGUGAUUCAUUUAUUCAUGUUUUAUGACCUUUAUUUAAAGUGUUCAUC
Messenger RNA from Dunckerocampus dactyliophorus (ringed pipefish), 7680 nucleotides. It is a transcript of the gene acin1a, whose product is annotated as apoptotic chromatin condensation inducer 1a. The record is from RefSeq and is a predicted model, not a curated record. The transcript has 19 exons. Lineage: Eukaryota; Metazoa; Chordata; Actinopteri; Syngnathiformes; Syngnathidae. The coding region runs from base 37 to 5136 and encodes 1699 amino acids. Gene Ontology annotation, molecular function: RNA binding.